Molecule: messenger RNA, 2628 nt
Organism: Cricetulus griseus (Chinese hamster)
Lineage: Eukaryota; Metazoa; Chordata; Mammalia; Rodentia; Cricetidae
Source: RefSeq, a predicted model, not a curated record
AUGUCCAGGCACCAUAGCCGCUUCGAAAGAGAUUACCGAGUAGGCUGGGACCGCCGUGAGUGGAGUGUCAAUGGGACCCACGGGGCCACCAGUGUCUGCAGUGUCACCUCCGGUGCUGGUGGCGGCACAGCUAGCAGUCUCAGUGCACGACCAGGCCUCCUGCCACUGCCCGUGGUGCCCUCCCGGCUGCCCACACCCGCCACAGCUCCUGCUCCCUGCACGACGGGCAGCAAUGACGCCAUCACCAGUCUCGUGGCCAGCUCAGCCUCUGCAGUCACCACCAAGGCUCCAGGCAUCUCCAAAGCCGACAAUCAGUCCCAGGGACUCACGACCAGCAUUCGAUGGGGCCAGACGCCCAUCAAUCAGUCCACACCCUGGGACACUGAUGAGCCACCCUCCAAACAGAUGAGGGAGAGCGACAAUCCAGGCACAGGGCCAUGGGUGACCACGGUGGCCGCCGGGAACCAGCCUUCCCUGAUUGCACACUCCUAUGGAGUGGCCCAGCCUCCCACCUUCAGCCCAGCUGUGAACGUCCAGGCCCCAGUCAUUGGGGUGACUCCCUCACUGCCUCCCCAUGUGGGGCCCCAGCUCCCGCUGAUGCCAGGCCACUACUCACUCCCACAGCCGCCCUCUCAACCACUGAGCAGUGUGGUGGUGAACAUGCCUGCCCAGGCCCUGUAUGCCAGCCCUCAGCCCCUGGCGGUAUCCACUUUGCCUGGAGUGGGACAGGUAGCCCGCCCGGGACCCACUGCUGUGGGCAACGGCCAUAUGGCAGGGCCCCUGAUGCCUCCACCUCCGCCAGCCCAGCCAUCUGCUGCUCUCCCCAGCAGUGCUCCUGCCACCAAUGGGCCCCCCACAACAGACUCGGCCCAUGGGCUACAAAUGCUACGGACCAUUGGAGUGGGGAAGUAUGAAUUCACCGACCCAGGGCACCCUAAAGAAAUGUUGAAGGAAUUGAACCAGCAGCGCAGAGCGAAAGCGUUUACAGACCUGAAAAUUGUUGUUGAAGGCAGAGAGUUUGAAGUCCACCAAAAUGUUCUAGCUUCCUGCAGCUUGUAUUUCAAGGACCUGAUUCAAAGGUCAGUGCAGGACGGCAGCCAGGGCAGCCGGGAGAAGUUGGAGCUGGUGCUUUCGAACCUGCAGGCUGAUGUCCUAGAGUUACUGCUGGAAUUCGUCUACACUGGUUCGCUGGUCAUCGACUCAGCCAAUGCCAAGACUCUGCUUGAGGCAGCCAGCAAGUUCCAAUUUCACACCUUCUGCAAAGUCUGCGUGUCCUUUCUCGAGAAGCAGCUGACCGCCAGCAACUGCCUGGGUGUGCUGGCCAUGGCUGAGGCAAUGCAGUGCAGUGAGCUCUACCACAUGGCCAAGGCCUUUGCACUGCAGAUCUUCCCUGAGGUGGCAGCCCAAGAGGAGAUCCUUAGCAUCUCUAAGGAUGACUUUAUCGCCUACGUCUCCAAUGACAGUCUCAACACCAAGGCCGAGGAGCUAGUCUAUGAAACUGUCAUCAAGUGGAUCAAGAAGGACCCAGCGGCACGUGCACAGUAUGCAGCAGAGCUCCUAGCUGCCGUCCGCCUCCCAUUCAUCCACCCCAGCUAUCUGCUCAAUGUGGUGGACAAUGAAGAGCUGAUCAAGUCAUCAGAAGCAUGCCGGGACCUGGUCAAUGAGGCUAAACGCUACCACAUGCUGCCCCAUGCCCGGCAGGAGAUGCAGACACCCCGAACCCGGCCCCGCCUCUCUGCAGGUGUGGCCGAGGUCAUCGUUUUGGUUGGGGGCCGUCAGAUGGUGGGGAUGACCCAGCGCUCACUGGUGGCUGUCACCUGCUGGAAUCCACAGAACAACAAGUGGUACCCCUUGGCCUCACUGCCUUUCUAUGACCGAGAGUUCUUCAGUGUAGUGAGUGCCGGGGACAACAUCUACCUCUCAGGUGGUAUGGAAUCAGGGGUGACGCUGGCUGAUGUUUGGUGCUACAUGUCCCUGUUGGAUAACUGGAACCUGGUCUCCAGAAUGACUGUCCCUCGGUGUCGCCACAAUAGUCUCGUCUAUGAUGGGAAGAUUUACACACUUGGAGGACUUGGCGUGGCAGGCAAUGUGGACCACGUGGAGAGGUAUGACACUAUCACUAACCAAUGGGAGGCAGUAGCCCCUCUGCCCAAGGCAGUGCAUUCAGCAGCCGCCACUGUGUGUGGCGGCAAGGUCUACGUGUUUGGUGGGGUCAAUGAGGCAGGCCGAGCCGCAGGUGUCCUUCAGUCCUAUGUGCCACAGACCAACACAUGGAGCUUCAUUGAAUCCCCAAUGAUAGACAACAAGUACGCACCUGCUGUCACCCUCAAUGGCUUUGUGUUCAUCCUGGGAGGAGCUUAUGCCAGAGCCACCACCAUCUACGACCCAGAAAAGGGCAAUAUCAAGGCAGGCCCGAACAUGAAUCACUCUCGCCAGUUCUGCAGUGCUGUGGUGCUUGAUGGUAAAAUUUAUGCAACUGGAGGCAUCGUGAGCAGCGAGGGACCAGCUCUGGGCAACAUGGAAGCCUACGAGCCCACAACCAACACAUGGACCCUCCUACCCCACAUGCCCUGUCCUGUGUUCAGACACGGCUGUGUCGUGAUAAAGAAAUAUAUUCAAAGCGGCUGA